Messenger RNA from Hippocampus zosterae (dwarf seahorse), 2394 nucleotides. RefSeq names its product zinc finger and BTB domain-containing protein 7C. Gene Ontology annotation, molecular function: DNA-binding transcription factor activity, RNA polymerase II-specific; RNA polymerase II cis-regulatory region sequence-specific DNA binding; protein binding. Lineage: Eukaryota; Metazoa; Chordata; Actinopteri; Syngnathiformes; Syngnathidae. The transcript has 4 exons. The coding region runs from base 552 to 2372 and encodes 606 amino acids. The record is from RefSeq and is a predicted model, not a curated record. Gene Ontology annotation, biological process: regulation of transcription by RNA polymerase II.
CCCCGGUCCCCUUCGAACACGACUAAAAAUUCAUUUUUGUCCGACCUAAAUCAGAGGGUGUCUACGCCAUGAGGCUUAUUACACGGUGCACAUACACUUGUGUUGUGGAGGAGGAUGGGGUAUUAUUAUCUUUCAGCUACCCACCCUGCUAUAAAAACUAGCGGUGCGACAUCUCCGCAGCGCAGUGCUGCUGCUCGGCCCUCCCCUCCCUUUCCUCUCCCCGGCGCUCCUUUCACACAGACACACACACGCACAAACACACACACACACAACCUGAGUCCCUUGCUUGCCUUCACACACUCUUCACGCUCACUCACUCACAGACCCGACAACCUGCGCGAAACGGCGGAUUGGCAUUUGGAUUCUCCUCACUGGCUUUUUUGUUGUUGUUGUUGUUGUUGUACAUUUUUAUGAAUGGGAGCUUUGGUUGACUCAAAGACUGAUUGAUUGACAAUCAAAAAGGGGGGGGGGGGAUGCUGAGAGGUCACAUAAGGGCUGCCAGAAGUUCACACUAGUCGGGAUUGGACAAGAGACAACCAAGAGAGCGCAGGAUGGUCCACCACAGAGAGGAAGACCGCAUCGGAAUCCCCUUCCCCAAUCACAGCAGCGAUGUCCUGUGCAGCCUCAACGAGCAGCGCCGCUCCGGUCUUCUGUGCGACGUGGUCCUCAUCGUGCGCGACCAGGAGUACCGCAGCCAUCGCUCGGUGCUGGCCGCCUGCAGCCACUACUUCAAGAAGCUCUUCACCGUGGCCAACUGCGAGGACGGGCACCACCACCGCCACAACGCCGCCCCCGCCGUCGCCGCGCCCUCCGCUGCCAUCUAUGAAAUUGAUUUUGUGGCCCCGGAGUCACUCACGGCCAUCUUGGAGUUCGCCUACACAUCCACGCUGACGGUGACGGCAUCCAAUGUCAGCGAGAUCCUGAACGCGGCGCAAAUGCUGGAGAUUCCCUGCAUCAUUAACGUGUGCCUGGAGAUCAUGGACAGCGGCGGGGGAAGAGGGGGUGGCCCUGAAGGGAGGGGGGAAGAAGAAGAAAUGGAGGAAGACGAGGAGGAAGAGGAAGACGGGUCGAGGAACGACGAACAGGAGGACGAUGACGACAGGUCGUCGGAGAGCAGGGGGGAGCCGCCGGGGAUGGACGAGUCGCCGCCGCCGCCGCCGCCCAGCACCUCCACUUACCAGGAGCGGUCGCCCGACAGCAUGCGUGCAAAGCAGGAGAACCUGGAGAACCGCACCCUGAAGGACUUCUCCAUCGAGUCGCUCCUCCAAGACGGCCUGUACCCCCGCAUGUCCGCUCUGGACAGGAGAGCCAGCUUUUCCCCCCUGCUGCCUGGCUUCUACCCCUCCGUGUGGGCCGCCGACAUCCCGGCAUUUCACAAGCACUUCCUGGAACCCGGGCUUCAUCAGCGCUCUCGCACGGGUGACGGCUCCCCGAGGGUCCCCGCCACCUACCCGACGCCCGACGCCCCCCCUCCCGGGCCCCUCAAUCUGGCCGUGAAGCGAGAGAUCAUCAAAGAGGAAAUGAAAGAGGAAGCGCUGCCCGGUCUGCUCCAUGGAAACUUCCUGAAGGAGUUUGUCAGCUCGGGGCUGUGCGGUGCCAUGAGCUCCGCCGGGUCCGUACCCCCCUCGGACCACUCCCUGGGCGUAGUCAAGGACGAGCCUGACUUCCGCUCGUACCUGAGCUUCCUGAACUCGGCGUCUCACAUCGGGGCGCUCUUCCCUCCCUGGCAGCUGGAGGAGGAGAGGAAGAUCAAGCCCAAGUCUUCACAGCAGUGUCCCAUCUGUAACAAAAUCAUCCAGGGGGCCGGGAAGCUACCGCGACACAUGAGGACCCACACAGGGGAGAAACCCUACAUGUGCACCAUCUGCGAGGUGCGCUUCACCAGACAGGACAAGCUGAAGAUUCACAUGAGGAAGCACACGGGCGAGCGUCCGUACAUCUGCCUGCACUGCAACUCCAAAUUCGUGCACAACUACGAUCUGAAGAACCACUUACGCAUCCAUACCGGCGUACGGCCCUACCAGUGCGAGCACUGCUACAAGAGUUUCACACGCUCCGACCACCUGCAUCGCCACCUCAAAAGGCAGAGCUGCCGGGUCUCCCGCCCACGACGGGGCCGCAAACCGACCGCCUGGCGCUCGGCGCCCACUGCCGGCUACUUGUGCCCGCCCAACGCCGCGGGUGUCUUGGAGGGCAACGCGUUUAAGUCGUACCAUAACGUUGAGGAGAAGGAUGCGGCAGAGCGGCGGCGAGGGGUUUUUGCCUUUGCGUUGGACGACGCACUGGCUCGCUCGCCCUUUUACGCCGUCGCCUCGGACCCCUGGACUGUCAGGCUGGAGCGGGCUCCGCCCAUCCCGGACUCCGCCACAUGAACAUCAUGAGCAUCGAGACACA